AUGCGAUCACGCACAGGCUGCUUGACGUGUCGUACUCGAAAGCUCAAAUGCGACGAGCAGAAACCAGAGUGUACGCAGUGUCGCAAAGGCGGGAGAGAAUGCCGCCCAAGCGAAGGCAUUGUCUUUCGCCAUCAACAAAAUGCGUCGAUGAAUAAAGAUCUCGAGGAAUCAUCACCCGGUCGUGGUAAUCUGAGGGGAUUUUAUUCGUACAAGAAUACCUUCGACAAGGAUAGUGUUUGGUUGGAUAUUCCGAAGCACGUGAUCUUUGUCGAUAAUUCGGAUCCUUAUGCGGAAGACCUUGAGGCUACACUGGGUGAAACGGAAGCUGCUCUUCUUGCUGCGAACGCGCAGAGCCGGGAAUGGGAGAGUAAUAUUCGGAAUUCUUCUGUUGAUGGUGAGACACAUGGGUUGGAGGCUUUGUCAACGGCAGCGGCGAAUGAUCGUUUCCCGUACCAUUCGCUUGGAGACCAUCAGUCGCUGGCGACAGAUAGUACACCCUUUAGCAACGUCGAUAUUCCUGCCUCCGUAUCGUCUGGUCCAUCUCCGAUGCCCCCGCGCAGCGCCUUACCCUCGGCAACCUCUCCCAUGUCGAUUGCAUCGACCGGCAACAAUAAUAUCAACUUUCUUCUUAACCCUUCACAUUCCCUGUCACCGCCACUUGACCCGGGUAUUCCGCGUACCCUCGAACGGAGAAGCUCCUCGUUCACAUCCAGAUCAGGAGUGUCGCGAAGCACGAUUGCAGAGCUGAGAGCGGAUGCAAAUGCAGAAACAGAUCAUAAAAUUGCUUUUCUUCUGAGGCACUAUACAGAGGCACCGGGGCUCUGGAUGGAUCUUUUUGACCUAGGAACCUAUUUUGCUUCGUAUGUCCCCGUAAAGGCGCUUAACAACCCCCUCCUAAAGUAUGCUGCUUGUGCAUAUGCCGGGAAACAACUGGGUCGCGUGAAGGGCGUUAAAGCAUCGGUUGGUGGAAACUGCUCCAAGCACGCUUCUAUGGAGACAUGGCCGGAUGAGAUAGAUUGGUAUUGGGAAGGCGCCAAGUAUUAUGAAAAGGCGAUCCAACUUCUGAUGAAGGAGCUGCAGCCGGAUGAAGGUCCCCCGCCCUUGAGUACACCGGAGGCAUUUGGUCAGUGGCAGGCCGCUGAGUUAUGUGAGGAUGCUGAGAACCCUCGCAAGCGCCGGAGGCGUUUCUCUGAUAGUCGAUUCUCGAAUGGAGUCCACUCGGAUGAAGUGCUCGCUGCGGCGGCCAUAUUAUCUGUAUAUGAAUUUCUUGAUGCAACUGGCCCGGCGUGGAACCGCCAUUUGAGUGGAGUCAAGUCACUUUUAGAUGUUGUUCAAGUUGGAAUGAUGCCUGUUGAGCAGCGAUCGUCUCCUGCAGAUGCUGGUUUCCAGCCACCCAAGAAGUCUGGACUGUCCAAGGCAAGAAAGGCGACGUUUUGGAACUUUGCUCGACAGGAUUAUUUGGCAGCCUUUAUUAACGAGACUCACACAAGGCUGAAUACCGAUGACUUGGUGUUGUGGACAGAAGCCGGCCUUCAAAUCGAUAAUGCUGGUUUCGUGCGUCCUAGCAACAUGUACGCAGCUGGUUACCCGGAAGGGGACGAUGUGAUGAGGGAGGAUCUUAUCUCCAAUGCGCUCAUAUGGAUUCUCUCAAAGAUCGUCAAUUUCAUUAGUGCUGGCGACAAUGUUCAUUUGAACAACAGUAAUUCUAUCGACACAGGCCCUCUCGGUGUUUCACAGCAGGUGCUCCUCGAACGGUGGUAUCGUCUUGAGGCCGAACUUGAUGCCUGGCACAGCGGGCUUCCUGACACAUUCCGACCAGUGGCUCGGAUUGAGCCGUCACGGCUGCCCAAUAAACCUGCAGAGGAUGAUGACGUCUCAUCAUUCCCAGAAGUAUGGCACAGCAUUCCCAUGUGUGCAGCAACCAUGCAGCAUUACCACAUGGCACGUAUUCUGCUUCUCAUUAAUAAACCCCACGAGUCAACCAGUAGACGAAGUACAAUCACGAACCGACUUAACUCAUACCGCUCGAUUGAGAGUGAAAUCCGCUUUCACAGCCGUGAGAUCUUGGGCAUUUCCAUGUCCCGUCCUGAUGGCACGGUCCGCAUCCACGCACUUCAGCCGUUGUUUGUCAGUGGUCAAUGUCUCACUGAGCCCCAUGAACGACGGAUGAUUAUUCGGCUGCUGCGGGGCAUCGAGUCUGAUCUUGGUUGGGCCACUGAGUAUCGUGUCAUGCAGUUGCUUCGGGAGUGGGGAUGGGACGAAGACCCUGCUGCCCUGGGUGUUUGUUAA
Aspergillus wentii DTO 134E9 is the source of this 2289-nucleotide messenger RNA. RefSeq lists its product as uncharacterized. Gene Ontology annotation, biological process: positive regulation of transcription by RNA polymerase II. Gene Ontology annotation, molecular function: zinc ion binding; transcription cis-regulatory region binding; DNA-binding transcription factor activity, RNA polymerase II-specific. The transcript is spliced from 6 exons. Lineage: Eukaryota; Fungi; Ascomycota; Eurotiomycetes; Eurotiales; Aspergillaceae. The record is from RefSeq and is a predicted model, not a curated record. Gene Ontology annotation, cellular component: nucleus. Bases 1 to 2289 code for a protein of 762 amino acids.